Pyrenophora tritici-repentis Pt-1C-BFP is the source of this 270-nucleotide messenger RNA. Lineage: Eukaryota; Fungi; Ascomycota; Dothideomycetes; Pleosporales; Pleosporaceae. The record is from RefSeq and is a predicted model, not a curated record.
AUGUCUACCGUACGGCUCGUUGCUAAGAUUGCUAUGGCAGCUCAGAGACUUCAUGCAAAGGCCAAGCCAUGGGAGGGUGAGUGCAAGCAGAGAUCCAUCAAGCACGGGCACGUUUCUCACAUUCGUAUCCCUUUUAUCACUCACCGAGAGAGCGCCCAUAUAAUUGCACAGCUUGAGGGCGUAUCAGACCACAAUGUACCGGAUGGACUUGCUCAGAUACUCCCCCCGCUGAAUGCAUUGGACUCUACGGGCAAAUUCAAGAUGCUUUGA